UAUUUACUUGUUUUUUUGCACAGAGGUGCUGGAGUUUUAGAGCAGCUCUGCGCUGGAAGAUGAAGCCCUGCUGGACCGAGCAAUAAGGAUUACAGCGAUUUGACUUUAUAAAAGAGAAGAAAGGACCGUUAUAUCUGCCAGAGAACUUUAUACGUAUUUCAGGAUGCCGCGCUCAUUCCUAGUAAAGAAGCAUUUCAAUGCAGCCAAGAAGCCGAAUUACAGUGAACUGGAGAGUCCAACAGUGUUUAUUUCCCCAUAUGUCUUAAAAACCCUCCCGGUGCCUGUUAUACCUCAACCUGAAGUGUUAAGCCCUUUGGCGUACAACCCGAUAACAGUGUGGACUACCAGCAACCUGCCCCUGUCACCCCUGCCCAGCGACCUGUCCCCCAUCUCUGGAUACCCCUCGUCCCUCUCCGACACGUCCUCUAAUAAAGACCACAGCGGCUCGGAGAGCCCCAGGAGCGAUGAAGACGAGCGGAUACAGUCGACCAAGCUGUCAGACGCUGAGAAGUUUCAGUGCAGUUUGUGCAACAAGUCCUACAGCACAUAUUCGGGACUCAUGAAACACAAGCAGCUGCACUGCGACGCACAGACCAGGAAGUCAUUCAGCUGCAAGUACUGCGAGAAGGAAUACGUGAGUCUAGGGGCCCUGAAGAUGCACAUAAGGACACACACACUACCCUGCGUUUGCAAAAUGUGUGGGAAAGCUUUCUCCAGACCUUGGUUGCUGCAAGGACACAUUAGGACACACACAGGUGAGAAACCCUUUUCAUGCCCCCACUGCAGUCGUGCAUUUGCGGACCGGUCGAACCUCCGAGCUCACCUGCAGACUCACUCGGACGUGAAGAAAUACCAGUGCAAGAACUGCUCCAAAACCUUCUCUCGCAUGUCGCUGCUGCACAAACAUGAGGAAUCUGGCUGUUGCAUUGCACACUGAGAGAGAAUCACACACGCACGCACACACACACACACACA
Molecule: messenger RNA, 975 nt
Organism: Rhinichthys klamathensis goyatoka
Lineage: Eukaryota; Metazoa; Chordata; Actinopteri; Cypriniformes; Leuciscidae
Gene: snai2
Product: snail family zinc finger 2
Exons: 3
Coding region: 164-937 (257 amino acids)
Biological process (GO): regulation of DNA-templated transcription
Molecular function (GO): RNA polymerase II cis-regulatory region sequence-specific DNA binding; DNA-binding transcription factor activity, RNA polymerase II-specific
Source: RefSeq, a predicted model, not a curated record